AUGGUGCUAGAAUACCCACUUUCUGGUGACUUGUUGUGGCCCGAGGGCAGCCCCCACGUGCGCGCCUUGCGCCGAUGUGUGACUCGCCGCCUCCACCCCACCCUGUUCCAGGCCAAGGACGAGCUGAAUGAGAGGGAGGAGACCCGGGAGGACGUGGUUCGAGAGCUGCAGGAGCUGGUGCAGGCGGAGGCGGCGUCUGGGCAGGAGCUGGCCCGGGCGGUGGCCGAGAGGGUGCAAGGGAGGGACAGCGCCUUCUUCAUGCGCUUCAUCCGCGCGCGCAAGUUCCACGUGGGGCGCGCCUACGAGCUGCUCCGAGGAGCCGGGCAGGAGUCCAGGCCUCUGGAAUCUUUCUGUGCCAGUCCCAGAUGGGCAGGCUUCCUGAGGGGCUCUUCUGCUCUCCCUCCGCCAGGCUAUGUGAACUUCCGGCUGCAGUACCCUGAGCUCUUUGAUAGCCUGUCCCUGGAGGCCGUGCGCUGCACCGUGGAGGCUGGCUACCCUGGUGUCCUCUCCAGUCGGGACAAAUAUGGCCGAGUGGUCAUGCUCUUCAACAUCGAGAACUGGGACAGUGAAGAAAUCACCUUCGAUGAGAUCUUGCAGGCAUAUUGUUUCAUCCUGGAGAAGCUGCUAGAAAAUGAGGAGACUCAAAUUAAUGGCUUCUGCAUUGUUGAGAACUUCAAGGGCUUUACCAUGCAGCAGGCUGCCGGACUCCGGGCUUCUGAUCUCAGGAAGAUGGUGGACAUGCUCCAGGACUCCUUCCCAGCCCGGUUUAAAGCCGUCCACUUCAUCCACCAGCCGUGGUACUUCACCACGACCUACAACAUGGUCAAGCCCUUCUUGAAGAGCAAGCUGCUGGAAAGGGUCUUUGUCCAUGGAGAUGACCUCUCUGGCUUCUUCCAGGAGAUCGAUGAGGACAUCCUGCCCGCCGACUUUGGGGGCACAUUGCCCAAGUAUGAUGGCAAGGCGGUCGCUGAGCAGCUCUUUGGCCCCCGGCCUCAAGCCGACAACACAGCCUUCUGAGGACUGACGUCUCCGGCUGUGCAACCUGUAGUUAGCAUCCCGGGCUCUCCUCGGCCGUCCUGGCCCCAGGAGGUUGGGAAAAGGGCUGCCUGAGGUGGUUCCUCUGCUCCUCCCUGUGCUUGGAUGAGUUCAGGUGUCACCCUCCUCCCAAGUUCAGGGACGAUAAAGCAGGGGGAGUUCCCUUGGACAAG
This is a messenger RNA of Panthera uncia (snow leopard), 1208 nucleotides long. It is a transcript of the gene RLBP1, whose product is annotated as retinaldehyde binding protein 1. The coding region runs from base 1 to 1017 and encodes 338 amino acids. The transcript is spliced from 6 exons. The record is from RefSeq and is a predicted model, not a curated record. Gene Ontology annotation, molecular function: phosphatidylinositol bisphosphate binding. Lineage: Eukaryota; Metazoa; Chordata; Mammalia; Carnivora; Felidae. Gene Ontology annotation, cellular component: membrane.